Messenger RNA from Coregonus sp. 'balchen', 3274 nucleotides. NCBI's taxonomy places the organism in Eukaryota, Metazoa, Chordata, Actinopteri, Salmoniformes, Salmonidae. The record is from the annotation of a GenBank genome assembly.
AUAUAUAUAUAUAGCUUCUUCACACUGAAAUACUAGGCUGACUGAGCUCUUCUCUCCCAUCACAGCUGUUCGACCAUGAUGUCCCUGUACUUGGCAGUGUUGGUGCUCUGUAUGAGUGCAGUGUAUGCGGCCCCUAGGUUUGACUCUCAGUUGGAGGGCCACUGGCACUUGUGGAAGAACUGGCACAGCAAGAACUACCAUGAGGUGGGUGUUUGAGCACAAGUAGGGGAGCACUUCCUAAUAGGAACCCCAUCAGUAGCGCUCAACCAGUGGAGGCUGGUGGGAGAAGCUAAAGGAGGAAGGGAUCAUUGUAAUGGCUGGAAUGGAAUUAUUGGAACGGUAUCAAACAUUUGGAAACCACAUGUUUGACUCCGUUCCAUUACAGCCAUUACAAUGAGCCUUUCCUCCUAUAGCUCCUCCCACCAGCCUCCACUGCUCUCAACAAGGGGCUCAAAUUGAUCAAUUGGUGCAUUGGCAUACAUGUUAGUGGAAAUUACACCUAGCGCAGUAUAUCAUGAAUUGCAUGGAUUGUGCCCAUAGUUCUUGGACAAUAUAUGAUUGUGUAUAUUUUCUCUGACUGUUUUUCACUCAUUGUUGCAGAGAGAGGAGGGCUGGAGGAGGAUGGUUUGGGAGAAGAACCUGAAGACUAUUGAGAUGCACAACCUGGACCACUCUAUGGGAAAACACUCCUACCGUCUGGGCAUGAACCACUUCGGUGACAUGGUAAGAAGAACCACCUUGCUGAGCAGUGCUUGACUUGGACUGAAAUGGGUGCCGGUACUGUAUAUAUUUAGGUGCUGGAACUCCGCAGUACUAAUAUUCUAUAAGAGGUGCAGGAACUCAAGCAGUAGAAAGUUUGAGGUGCCGGUAUCAGUUACAGUGAGCUCCUGUCCAAGUCAAGCACUGUUGCUGAGACAUUUUACUGUGGUGCAGGAGGUACAUUUCAGCAGCCCUUUCCCAUACUGUGUGUGUGCUGUAGCUGCAUUUUUUUUGUUGUCAUGUCAUACAUUUGCUAAGGCACAUACAGUAUGACAUAUUUUACAGGCAAUUUGACAACAGACACAGGUAUCAGCUUUGACAAUGAAAGCAGGACUGUAUUCAGACUCACAGGUUAGGUUUCUUCAGCUAUCAAGCAGGAAUGGAAUAGUUAUCCUGAGAAGGGAAUUGAAACGUACUCAUAGUCUUUUAAAGAUGAACACUAGCUUUAUGGUUCAGUGCAUAACUUUUAAAACAGUCCUAAGACAUUAAUAAACCUACAUUUCCCAUUCUUAUGGUAAAUUACAAACCACAUCUGGCCAGGGAAGAUAUUACAUUUCAACAUGUUUUUAGACCAAUGAAGAGUUCGGGCAGCUCAUGAACGGCUACAAGCAGACGACUGUGAGGAAGUACAAGGGCUCUCUGUUCAUGGAACCAAACUACCUGCAGGCCCCUAAAGCUGUGGACUGGAGAGAGAAGGGCUACGUCACUCCCGUCAAGGACCAGGUGAGACCUGACUCAUGAGUCAUGACUCAUAUCCACACACUGCUUUGUCACUAAAUAAAUGCAGACUUUCCAGAGGUUUUACUUCCAGAGAACUGUCUGGCUUGUUUGCAUGCUAGUUACCCAUGAUUGUCAUUUACAGUAUACAGAGGAUAAGGUGGCAAAUUGUGUAUACAGAUGGUUUAUUACGUAGUUAAUACUAAUACAUAUUUAUUACUUACAUACACUGGCAUAAUAUGCACAUGUCAGUGAGUUCUCUGACAUGAAAUACUAACAAGAUGUUUAACCAUCUUUCCCCCUCAGGGCUCAUGUGGGUCUUGCUGGUCGUUUAGUUCCACCGGUGCCUUAGAGGGCCAGCAUUUCAGGAAGACUGGCAUGCUGGUGUCUCUGAGUGAACAGAACCUGGUGGAUUGCUCCAGACCCCAGGGCAACGAGGGCUGUAAUGGAGGUCUCAUGGACCAGGCGUUCCAGUAUGUAAAGGACAACACCGGCCUGGACACAGAGAAGUCUUACCCCUAUGUGGCCAAGGUAAGGCCCUGUGUUCUAUUAGUCUGAAUUCAAAUAUAAUAGCAUAUAAAGAUUCAUGUAUUCAAAGUAAGGCCCUGUUCCUUUAGCCUGGUCCCAGAUUGUACAGUUUUAGCUGUAUAACCAACUCCUAUGGUUGUAAUUUUGGAAUGACAAUGACUAACAACUUCAACGUUGAAAAAUAAAUGAAUGUUUCUACUCUUCAUUGCAGUGGGAUGUAUGUCUCCAAGAAUGACUGAAUUGCUUGAAUAAUUGGAAUGUUAUUUUUUUACUAAUCAUGGCCAUUGGCCUUCUCUGGUUACUCAGGAUGAUGAUCUUUGCCACUACCAACCAGAGUUCAGUGCUGCCAAUGACACUGGCUUUGUGGACAUCCCCAGUGGCAAGGAGCAUGCUCUGAUGAAGGCUGUGGCGACUGUCGGCCCUGUCUCUGUCGCCAUCGAUGCCAGCCACGAAUCCUUCCAGUUCUACCAGUCUGGUGAGUAGCAAUUAUGUACUUCAAUUAUGUAACUUUUAACUUUAUUUGCAAGGAUUGGAACCUACUAUUUUUGAGUAGCAGUGAGCUGAACUGGUCUACUGUCCUGUUCACCAUGUAGCUAAUAUUUACAAAUGGUGUUGUCUUUCAAGUAAAUCGUUACCAAUAUUUCUAUGUUUUGCCCACUAGUAGCUAGCUAAUAAAUAGCUACAAUCUAACUAGUUACUAGCUAAGGAACCAACUACCUUUUAGCUUUGAGAUCAGGUGGUUUUACAUACUCUGAGGUAAACCCAGCAUCUUAGCCCACUAAUUUAACUGUGUCCUCUCUCUAUAGGGAUCUACUAUGAGAAGGAGUGCAGCAGUGAGCAGCUGGACCAUGGAGUUCUGGUGGUGGGAUACGGUUUCGAAGGAGAGGAUGUGGAUGGCAUGAAAUUCUGGAUCGUCAAGAACAGGUACAGUACAGAGUAUCUUCCUAGGAUUUGUUUUUGUUUGUUACAUGUCACCACCACGGGAAUGGUUAAUUUCCUCAUCAGGGAAUAUGCCUCUCUACAAUACCAUUGCCUUUAUUUGAAUACAGUGUUGGUGUUGUCCUGAUAAUAUGGUCUAAGUCAUUAAUUUCUCUAAAGCAGCUGUACAUCUCAUUGUAUAAUUUCCUAAUAACUUGGACUGCGGGACUAACCUAUUUGUUUUUUCCUCAGCUGGAGCGAGAAGUGGGGAGACAAAGGCUACAUCUACAUUGCCAAAGACAGGAAGAACCACUGUGGCAUUGCCACGGCAGCCAGCUACCCACUGGUCUAG